CCUUCAUAUAAAAUUGGAAUGAAUUUAAUGAACCUGAUUUAACUGAUGUUUAACUAAUCAAAUAUGAGUCGGGUCGGGUAAGUUAGUUGCAACCUGCAAACACAAUGCUUUCUAAAUGGGCUAAGAAGAGAAGCAGAAGAUUUUCCCCUCACCUAACCUUUGCUUUUUUAUUCCACAAAAACAUCUAAUCCACUGUCUGCAAUUUCUUAAAACUUUGCCCUUUCUUCUUUUGUCUUAUAAAUUCCUUUGCUUAAUAACAAAAUUAUCUCAUAUUGGAAUAAUGGAUUUCAAGUUAUCAAACAAUGCACCCUUCCUAUUUUAGCUUUCAUCUGCAAAUUGCAUUUCACUUUGUUGUGAGAUUUCCCACUUCAAGAUUUCAUCUUUCCCUCUUUCUGUUUCUGGUUUUAUUCAAAAAUAAGAAAUUAUUUGUUCUUUCAUGAGGUAGAUCUGAUAUUUUUUCUUCGUUUCCUGUAAAACCCAAUCCUGAGAUGAGAUGGUUUCUUUUUUGUGCUUAAACCCCUCUUCUCUAUUUGGGAUGCCAAAAUCUACUGAACCUGAAGAUGGAUCUGAAUCCGAUACAGAUUUAUUCAGGAUCCGUACUUUUUUCUUAUUUUGGCCAUACCUCGCAAACCCCAUUUAUCGUCCCCCCAAUGUGAUUCUUCUCAUGAAGAGGUCGUUCAGACCCUUGAUAAGCAUUCUAAUGCUUGUUGCAUUGACCGCAACCUUAAGCUGUCGGAUUGCCAGUCCCCGUCGCGGUGUCUUUACUGUUUCAGCUGAGUUGGAGUCAACCACGGUCCUUAGCCAACCCCCACAAAUCCAAAUUUUUAACUCCACUUUGCUCAAGUUUGCAUCUAUUGAUAUAGGUGAAGCAAAAUCCAAGCUUGAAAUAAAGCAGCUGCUGGAAAGGGACUUUCCUAGUCAAGGAAGGCAAAGGAACUUUGCAACUUCGAGGAGCUUCAGUCAUCAUGAUGCCAAAUCCAAAAAUUCUAAUGGAUUACCGGUAUUACUCAGGUCCCCAAAAUUUUAUCGGUAUUGGUUAGAUUUUAGGAGGAAUUUACAGCUUUGGGCAAGAAAAAAGACGUUCCAGUCUGAUAUCAUGAUGGAUUUAGUUAGCUUAGUGAAGACCCCUAUUGAUAGACACAAUGGCUUGAUGAGUUCAGCUAGAAAGUAUAAAUCUUGUGCUGUUGUGGGGAACAGUGGGAUAUUGCUGAACCGUGAUUAUGGGGAACUGAUUGAUGGUCAUGAGAUUGUGAUUAGACUGAAUAAUGCUAGAACUGAGAAGUUUGAAGAGAAUGUGGGAUCAAAAACAAGCAUUUCCUUUGUAAAUAGCAAUAUACUGCAUCUUUGUGCUAGGAGGGAAGGUUGCUUUUGUCAUCCUUAUGGAAGGAAUGUUCCUAUGAUUAUGUACAUUUGUCAACCAGUUCAUUUCAUGGACUAUACAGUCUGCAAUUCGUCUCACAAGGCACCUUUGUUGAUUACAGAUCCUCGUUUUGAUGUGUUAUGUGCUAGGAUUGUGAAGUAUUAUUCGGCUAAACGAUUUGUGGAGGAGACCAGGAAGGCAUUGGGAGAAUGGGCUUCUACACAUGAUGGUUCUAUGUUUCAUUACUCCUCUGGGAUGCAAGCUGUUAUGCUGGCAUUGGGAAUUUGUGACAAAGUCAGUAUAUUUGGCUUUGGCAAAUCAACUUCUGCAAAGCAUCACUACCAUACUAAUCAGAAGUCUGAGCUCCGGUUACAUGACUACAAAGCGGAGUAUGCAUUCUACCAUGAUCUGUUGAAGAAUCCACAGGCAAUACCCUUCAUUUCGGAUAGGUUCAGGUUCCCACCUGUGGUAAUCUAUCUAUGAUUUCGGCUGUGGUAAUCUUAUCUCUGAUUUCGCCUGAAUAUGCAUCGUAUCACGACCAAGUAAAGCAUCCGUUUUCAAGGGUCCAUCCUGCGAUUGUUUCUUGCUGAUUCGAAUCCAUUUUUAUUUUGUACUUGUUCUUUGGUCAAAGAUUAAAUUGUUGUAUUCAUGUUGUAUCUGUAGUUAUCCACAAAAGAGCACAAAUGAUGAAGAUCUUUGCUUCAUAUUCCGGCCUUAAACUAUCGAAGGUAGGUUGUGGUCAUUUCAAGUGUAAAAAUGGAACUGAAAAUGUGAAGCUUUGAAUUCUUCAUUUGCUUUUUGUUUAAACUGAUUUUCCCCUCUUUUGAAA
Messenger RNA from Gossypium arboreum, 2189 nucleotides. RefSeq names its product beta-1,6-galactosyltransferase GALT29A-like. The transcript has a single exon. The coding region runs from base 494 to 1843 and encodes 449 amino acids. Gene Ontology annotation, molecular function: sialyltransferase activity. The record is from RefSeq and is a predicted model, not a curated record. Lineage: Eukaryota; Viridiplantae; Streptophyta; Magnoliopsida; Malvales; Malvaceae.